AUGCGCAUGUGUAUUGAUUACCGCCAGCUGAAUAAGGUUACAGUGAAGAACCGUUAUCCUUUGCCUAGCAUUGAUGAUCUGUUUGACCAGCUUCAGGGCGCACAGGUAUUUUCUAAGAUUGACUUGCGCUCAGGGUAUCAUCAGCUGAAGAUUCGGGACUCGAAUAUCUUGAAAACUGCUUUCAGGACUCGGUAUGGUCACUACGAGUUUCUAGUGAUGUCAUAUAGGCUGACCAACGCCCCAACAACAUUUAUGCAUUUGAUGAACAAUGUAUUCCAGCCAUAUCUUGAUUCUUUCAUCAUCGUAUUCAUUGACGACAUCUUGGUGUACUCUUGA
Nicotiana attenuata is the source of this 336-nucleotide messenger RNA. Its product is annotated as RNA-directed DNA polymerase homolog. The transcript has 2 exons. The annotation marks the transcript as partial. The record is from RefSeq and is a predicted model, not a curated record. Lineage: Eukaryota; Viridiplantae; Streptophyta; Magnoliopsida; Solanales; Solanaceae.